Messenger RNA from Exophiala viscosa, 306 nucleotides. RefSeq lists its product as uncharacterized. The record is from RefSeq and is a predicted model, not a curated record. NCBI's taxonomy places the organism in Eukaryota, Fungi, Ascomycota, Eurotiomycetes, Chaetothyriales, Herpotrichiellaceae. The transcript has 2 exons. The coding region runs from base 1 to 306 and encodes 101 amino acids.
AUGCCUAGCUCUACUAAAUUACUUCCUGCACCAGGAAUUGUGCUCAAGCAGCUGUUGAGGUGGCGUUUUACGGACCCCAGUCUGUCAGAUUUCAAAUACGCCAUGGAGAACACGACUGAAGACGUCAGCUUUGGCAGAGCGUUCGGCAAGAAGCAUUUCAUGUUCAAGCCCGGCUAUGUGCACUUGAACCAAGGAUCUUACGGCGGCCACCCAGGGCAAGUCAGGGAUGCUCUACGCUUGAUCCAAGACGAAGUUCAAGCAGAGCCUGGCGGCUUUGUGUACGAUACGUCUACCCAAAGCGGCUGA